This is a messenger RNA of Magallana angulata, 1405 nucleotides long. RefSeq names its product 1-acyl-sn-glycerol-3-phosphate acyltransferase beta-like. Gene Ontology annotation, biological process: phosphatidic acid biosynthetic process. The transcript is spliced from 6 exons. Bases 354 to 1190 code for a protein of 278 amino acids. Gene Ontology annotation, molecular function: 1-acylglycerol-3-phosphate O-acyltransferase activity. The record is from RefSeq and is a predicted model, not a curated record. Lineage: Eukaryota; Metazoa; Mollusca; Bivalvia; Ostreida; Ostreidae. Gene Ontology annotation, cellular component: endoplasmic reticulum.
CUGCGAUCGUAAAACCUGCGUGUUGAAAAUUGUCACAAAACAACCCAAAAGUUAAGCUAAUAAUAUUUAUUCAUACAUAGAGAAGUAACUCAUAGGCAGCCUACAUGUAACCCUUGGGCAAUACACGCUGUAAGAAACACAUGUAACACCUCUUCCGUAUUCAGUGGUGGCUGUGUCGUUGUUUAUUAACCCCUUCAUGAGUCGAGGGACUGACUCGGUGUACAUUGUACCGUACCCGGCUUAUCAGCCACUGCACACAUAGUUACGUUUUCGGAAUAAGAACAAAUUAUGAUUCAUUAGAAAAACGAAAACAAACACCCCACGUGGAACAGGAGGGGAGUUAAAGGUGCAGAAUGAGUGAAACGGAGAACAGUGAGGUGUUUGGAAUUUCAUAUUCUGUGAUUUUAUCAUCUCUAGUCGUCGGAAUUGUCACAUGGAUAUUUUAUGAUAAAAUUCAAUUUUUGGGGAAACUCUUAAUCGCCAAUUUAAGCUGGCAAUUUUUCUCAAUAUUCCCAAUACUCGCUUCGUUGUUUUAUGGACGCAUACCUGAAAAUAGAAGAUUAUUUAGCAUCGGGGUCCAACUGACCAACAAGUACCUCAUUGGAACUAAGUACAUAGUCAGGAACCAGAAGUACUUGGAGGAUGACAAAGCUUGCGUUAUUGUGUCCAAUCACCAGAGUUCUCUGGAUGGAAACUUCAUGGUGCAGCUUGGGAAUUACAAGGGAUCCAUCGUGAUACUGAAGAAAUCCUUGCUCUACUUCUCUGGACUGCUAGGACUGGCUUUCUACUGCAGUGGAUCUAUAUUUGUUGACAGGGGAAACCCUGAAACGGCGAAAAAGUCGCUUAAUAGUGCUAGAGAAGAGGUUGUCCGUAAGAAGCUGAAGCCACAGUUUUACGCUGAGGGAACUCGCCACAUGGGGAAAGAAAUGCUUCCUUUCAAGAAGGGAGCAUUUGUAAUGGCUAUUCAAGCUCAGAUUCCAAUACUCCCCGUAGUUGCAUCCAGUUAUCGCCAUUUUUAUGACAAGAAAAAGAAAGUAUUUAAACAAGGUACCGUGAUAGUGACUUGCUUACCGCCAAUUCCAACCACAGGACUUACAAUGAGUGACUUGAAUGACUUGAUAGACAGAGUGUGGAAACAAAUGCAAGAAACGAUUGAUAACACCACUGAGGAAGUGGAAAAUAGUUUGUAAUAAAACACCUUGUAACUAUUAUAUUAAACGCUGCUGUUUCUUAUUUGACAUUUUAAAUAAAACCAGCGAUCGAAGAAGUGGAAAAUAAUUGGUUACAUAACACCACUCAACUCUUGUAUUAUAUGCUAAUGUAAUUUAUUUGAUAUUUGAGUUUAUUUUGAAUGUAGUAAACGAAAUCAUGAACUUUCAUGAAUUAAAAAAAUACUAAAAAGAAA